GGGCCCCGUCCCCUGGGCUGGGGACGCGCCGAAUGUGACUGCCUCCCGCUCCCUCACCCGGCGCGGGGAGGAGGAGCGGGCCAGACGCUGCCGCCGGACGGACGACGGGACACGGAGGCGGCCCGGCUCCUUCAGGUUUAAGUGUUGUGUAAGCUGCAUCAAUGGAGCACAUACAGGGGGCCUGGAAGACGAUCAGCAAUGGUUUUGGAUUCAAAGAUGCAGUGUUUGAUGGCCCCAGCUGCAUUUCCCCCACAAUAGUUCAGCAGUUUGGCUAUCAGCGCCGAGCAUCAGAUGAUGGCAAACUUAUGGACUCUUCUAAGACAAGCAAUACUAUCCGUGUUUUCUUGCCAAACAAGCAAAGAACAGUGGUCAAUGUACGAAAUGGAAUGAGCUUGCAUGACUGCCUUAUGAAAGCACUCAAGGUGAGGGGCCUGCAACCAGAGUGCUGCGCAGUGUUCAGACUUCUCCACGAACACAAAGGUAAAAAAGCACGUUUAGAUUGGAAUACUGAUGCUGCCUCCUUGAUUGGAGAAGAACUUCAAGUAGACUUCCUGGAUCAUGUUCCUCUCACCACACACAACUUUGCUCGGAAGACCUUCCUGAAGCUUGCCUUCUGUGACAUGUGUCAGAAGUUUUUGCUAAAUGGAUUUCGAUGUCAGACUUGUGGCUACAAAUUUCACGAGCAUUGUAGCACCAAAGUACCUACUAUGUGUGUGGACUGGAGUAAUGUCAGACAACUCUUAUUGUUUCCAAAUUCCACUCUUGGUGAUAGUGGGGUCCCAGCACUGCCUUCUUUGACAAUGCGUCGGAUGCGAGAGUCUGUUUCCCGGAUGCCUGUUAGUUCCCAGCAUAGAUACUCCACGCCCCACGCCUUUACAUUCAACACCUCCAGCCCCUCCUCUGAAGGUUCCCUCUCGCAGAGGCAGAGGUCGACAUCCACACCUAAUGUCCACAUGGUCAGCACUACCCUACCUGUGGACAGCAGGAUGAUUGAGGAUGCAAUCCGAAGUCACAGUGAAUCAGCCUCACCUUCAGCCUUGUCCAGCAGCCCCAACAAUCUGAGCCCAACGGGCUGGUCACAGCCCAAAACCCCUGUGCCAGCACAGAGAGAGCGGGCACCAGGAUCUGGGACCCAGGAGAAAAACAAAAUUAGGCCUCGUGGACAGAGAGAUUCAAGUUAUUACUGGGAAAUAGAAGCCAGUGAAGUGAUGCUCUCCACUCGGAUUGGGUCAGGCUCCUUUGGCACUGUUUAUAAGGGCAAGUGGCAUGGAGACGUUGCAGUAAAGAUCCUAAAGGUUGUUGACCCCACACCAGAGCAGUUUCAGGCCUUCAGGAAUGAGGUGGCUGUCCUGCGCAAAACACGGCAUGUGAACAUUCUGCUCUUUAUGGGGUACAUGACGAAGGAUAAUCUGGCGAUUGUGACCCAAUGGUGUGAGGGUAGCAGCCUCUACAAACACCUGCAUGUCCAAGAGACCAAGUUCCAGAUGUUCCAGUUGAUUGACAUUGCCCGGCAGACGGCUCAGGGAAUGGACUACUUGCAUGCAAAGAACAUCAUCCACAGAGACAUGAAAUCCAACAAUAUAUUUCUCCAUGAAGGCCUGACGGUAAAAAUUGGAGAUUUUGGUUUGGCAACAGUGAAGUCGCGCUGGAGUGGUUCUCAGCAGGUUGAACAACCCACCGGCUCUAUCCUGUGGAUGGCCCCCGAGGUGAUCCGAAUGCAGGAUAAUAACCCGUUCAGCUUCCAGUCCGACGUCUACUCCUACGGCAUUGUGCUGUAUGAGCUCAUGACAGGGGAGCUCCCUUACUCUCACAUCAACAACCGAGACCAGAUCAUCUUCAUGGUGGGCCGAGGGUAUGCCUCCCCAGACCUUAGUAAGCUAUACAAGAACUGCCCCAAAGCAAUGAAGCGGCUUGUAGCUGACUGUGUGAAGAAAGUUAAGGAAGAGAGGCCUCUUUUCCCCCAGAUCCUGUCUUCCAUUGAGCUGCUCCAGCACUCUCUACCGAAAAUCAACAGGAGCGCUUCUGAGCCAUCCCUGCAUCGGGCAGCCCACACCGAGGAUAUCAAUGCCUGCACACUGACCACGUCCCCUAGACUGCCUGUCUUCUAGCUGACUUUGCACCUGUACUCAGGCCACCAGGGGAGAAAGGGAAGUCAGCAGGCACCAUCUUUCUGCUCCCUUUCUAUGGGAGCAGAGUUUGUUUUCAGAGAAGCUGCUGCUAAGGACCUUCUAGACUACUCACAAGGCCUUACUUCAUGUUGCCUUCUUUUCUACCCUUUCUGGUCCUGGGAGAAGGAAGCCAUUUACAAUGCUGGUUUCUUCUGCUCCCUGCCUGCAUCCUCCAUGCUCAUGAGCUGAGCCUUCUCCAGAUUCACCAGUGGCUGCUGAUGGCAAUAUAUGAUCUGGGACCCUGGCCAUCGGCUAGACAAGUACUUUUAGGGCAAGAAAAAGCACUUGGAGGGAAAAUGAAGGUAGGCAAACCAGCCGUCUUGGGGGAACACGUGGAUUUUGAGUAUCAGCUCCUAUGUGGAAUGCUUAUCACAGGAAGGACUUUCUUCAGAGAUAGUGGUGAGUGGUGUGGCGCCCAACAGGUAGUUUUGCACAUAAUGAAUGCACCAAACAGCCCAGGACUGUCAAGACCAUGGCCGCCUAAAGGAGUCUGCUUUGGUGCUAUGGAACAUGAGUUUGGGGACCUUCCUUUUUCAUGGAGGUCUCCAAUGCAUUGGGAUGGUUUUCCAGAAGAGGUGCCCGGCCUACCCCUUCCAAGUCUCCGCUCUCUCAGGGAGCAGUCUUCCAUCAUGCUGAAUUUUGUCUUCCAGGAGCUGCCCCUAUGGGGUGGGGCCAUUGGCCAGCCUUGUCUCUCAACAGUCAUGUCAUGUGUAUGCAAGGAAGCCAGGAAUACAGGUUUUCUUGAUGAUUUGGGUUUUAAUUUUGUUUUUAUUGCGCCUGACAAAAUACAGUUAUCUGAUGGUUCCUCAAUUAUGUUAUUUUAAUAAAAUAAAUUAAAUGUA
Messenger RNA from Myotis myotis, 3010 nucleotides. It is a transcript of the gene RAF1, whose product is annotated as Raf-1 proto-oncogene, serine/threonine kinase. The record is from RefSeq and is a predicted model, not a curated record. Gene Ontology annotation, cellular component: cytosol; plasma membrane; mitochondrion. The coding region runs from base 162 to 2108 and encodes 648 amino acids. The transcript has 17 exons. Gene Ontology annotation, biological process: signal transduction; protein phosphorylation. Gene Ontology annotation, molecular function: ATP binding; protein kinase activity. NCBI's taxonomy places the organism in Eukaryota, Metazoa, Chordata, Mammalia, Chiroptera, Vespertilionidae.